AGAACACGAGGAGCGAGGGCGAUAUAUAUUAUGGCUUCGGGAGAGAAAAACCCUAGCUUCGGCGUCCAUGGGCCCACCGUUAUUGGGCCACGUUCGUGGGGAGGCCCAAAACGACUCGGCCGAGAAAGCCCACGCUUCCCCCGACCGGUUUCCCUCCCCCCGAGUCGAGGCGAGCUGAGACGAAGCGCGGCGGCGCGGGGAAGCGGUUGCGGCGGCGACCGGCGGCGGGCGGGCGGGCGGGCGGCGAUGGAGCUGUCUAUGAGCGGCGGCGCGCUGCGGACGUUCACGCGGUGCGUCACCUGCCUCGCGCGCGUCGGCUCCGACCUCGUCCUCCAGGCCCACCCCGCCAAGCUUGAGCUGCACACGCUCAACAGCUCGCGGUCGGCGUACGCGUCCAUCUCGCUGGCGCGGGACUUCUUCGACGAGUUCAGCCUCUCCGCCGCCGCCGCCGCCGACUCGGCGCCGUCGUCGACGCCGCUCCAGUGCAGCGUCCUCCUCAAGUCCGUCCUCUCCGUGCUCCGCACGCCGACCGCCGCGCUCGACCGCAUCGCCGCCUCCCUCCCCAACCCCGACGCGCCCAAGCUCCAGCUCACCCUCCACUGCCUCAACGGGGUGAAGAAGACGUACUGGAUCGCGUGCAGCGCGGAGUCCGAGGUGCAGACGCUGGCGCUCGACCGCAGCAACUUCUCCAGCCGCCUCGCCAUCCGGCCGCGGGACCUGGCGCGCCUGCUCUCCAAUUUCCAGUCCUCGCUGCAGGAGCUCACGGUUAUUGCCACCGAUCCUGCUGCUGGGCUCUCCAACGUCGGCGUGGAUGGUGAGAUUGAGGGGAAGGCUGUCGAGCUCAGAAGCUACAUUGACCCGACGAAAGAUGACUGCGAUACGAGGCUGCACACGCAGCUGUGGAUUGACCCAACAGAGGAGUUCGUGGAGUAUGUACAUUCCGGUGAUUCAGUGGAUGUCACAUUCGGGGUGAAAGAACUCAAGGCUUUCUUAACAUUUUGUGAAGGAUGUGAAGUUGAUAUCCUCCUAUUCUUUCAGAAGGCUGGCGAGCCUGUCCUUUUGGUUCCCAAAUUUGGGCUUGACGAUGGAUCAAGUUCUGAUUUUGAUGCAACACUAGUUCUUGCCACUAUGCUUGUAUCACAACUUACUGACAGCAGUGUUGCCCAACAGCCAACUACUUCUGCACAGCGAGCAGAAGAACCAAGGGUUGCUGCUACACCACCACCAGUCCCUGAAAAUGUCUCAAACCAUACUAAAAUAUGGUCGGAGCUAUCAGGUAGUGCUCCCAAAAGUUUUGAAGUUAACAGAGAAAAAUACACCCAGAAGGAGAGAAAUGCCAAUUCUAAUGCACUGAAUGACACAUCAAUGCUGCAUAGUGUAAAUGCUCGCUACAAGCCACCAGUCGCUGAUAAUGCAAACGAUACAAUGCAGCCUAUGCAAAUGGAUCACUUGGAAGAGCCUCCUGAUGUUGUCAGUGAUAAUCCUCGAUCACAGCAUCACCCAAGCAAUUGGGUAGGUGCUGAUGAAGAUGACGAUGAUGACGAAGAUGAGGAGCUUUUCGUCCAAACAACACCGCACUACAUGGACUAGGGAUCGAUGCUGAUCCUUAUACUUUAGGUACAUAUCAGGCUAUCAGCCCGAUGCAAAGAGAAUGGACUAGAAACUAGUUAAGUACCUUUCUCUUUGCUCUUAGUUCUUUCAGGCCUGAAGUUAACACAGAAUAUGUUAAUCUUUUUAACAAUGUGACUUGUUUGUAUCCGAUGUGGCUAUGGCAUUUCUCAUAGUGCAGAGAUUUUUUUUAUGACAUAUUGAAUGUGAAUUGUUCUAUGGUGCACAAGUGGCCUGUUUGUCCUUGUUUUGUUUGUAAGGAAAAUAAUUGUGUUUGAAUCUA
Molecule: messenger RNA, 1891 nt
Organism: Oryza sativa Japonica Group (Japanese rice)
Lineage: Eukaryota; Viridiplantae; Streptophyta; Magnoliopsida; Poales; Poaceae
Biological process (GO): DNA replication checkpoint signaling; DNA repair; cellular response to ionizing radiation
Cellular component (GO): checkpoint clamp complex
Source: RefSeq, a predicted model, not a curated record